ACUCCGAGGAUAUCCGGUGCUGAGGGAAAUCGAAACUGUGUCUUAGUUAAAUAUCAAGCAUCUUUCAAUCGCGCAGAUAUGGCUGAUGAGGAUUGGGAUACUCCAUCAGCCCCACAAGCGACUGGUGGCUUUGGAGGAGGUUUUGGCAGAGGUGUGUUGAGAACAGAUGCCGGUGGAUCGGGAGACUCUGGAAGCAAACCCGGCUUUGGGUCCAAAACUAACGGCUUUGGAGGUGGUGGAGCAGCCACAAAUGGCUUCGGUGGCGGUGGACGGGGUGGAAGUGGGUUUGGAGGGGGAAGAGGUGGUGGGGGUGGUUUUGGGAGUGGAAAUACAGAUGAUGGUGACAGUGGUGCCCCUAAAAGAGGAGGCUUUGGUGGGGGUGGGUUUGGGAGUAGAGGUGGGGGCAGGGGAGGGUUUGGUGGUGGGGCCGGUGGCUUUGGUAGCAGUGGUGGUGAUGAAAAUGGCGAUAGUGGUGCCCCAAAAAGAGGUGGCUUCGGAGGAGGUGGAGGUCGAGGAGGAUUUGGUGGUGGUGGUGGUGGCUUUGGCAGCAGCGGUGGAGACCGACCUCCCAGGGGUGGCGGUUUUGGAAGCAGCAGCAGUGGCGAGAAAAAGCCAGGUGACGGGUGUUUCAAAUGUGGAGAAAGUGGCCAUUUCUCCAGAGAAUGCCCCAAUGCAGAAAAAAAGUCUGGUGGUGACGGGUGUUUCAAAUGUGGAGAAAGUGGCCAUUUUUCCAGAGAAUGUCCAAAUGAUGUUGAACGUGCUACGUUUUCAGCGGGCAGUGGAGGAGGAGGAGGUGGCGGCGGAGACAGGAACUGCUUCAAGUGUGGCGAGUCUGGUCAUUUUGCCCGAGAGUGUCCAAAGGCAGGUGAAGGUGGCGGAGGUAUCACUCUUGACCCUGAGCGACCUCCCCCAUACGUUCCCCCAACACCCCCAGAGGAUGAGGAGGAAAUAUUCAAAUCCAUAAUGGCUGGGAUCAACUUUGAUAACUUUGAUAAGAUUCCUGUAGAAGUGACCGGCAGAGAUGCUCCUCCGUGUAUUGGGAGCUUCGAUGAAGCCGGUCUCUACAAUGCAUUCUUAGAAAAUGUGAAGAAAGCAAAGUAUUCGAAACCAACACCUGUACAGAAACAUGCCAUCCCCAUUAUUAUGGCAGGCCGAGAUUUGAUGGCCUGUGCCCAGACUGGCUCAGGCAAAACGGCUGCUUUCUUGUUGCCAACGCUCACUGGUAUGAUGAAGAAUGGACUUGAGGGAAGCCAGUUCUCUGCCGUUCAAGAACCCCAGGCGCUCGUGGUUGCUCCGACCCGUGAGUUGGCUGUUCAGAUCUACAUGGACGCCCGCAAGUUUGCACAUGGCACAAUGCUGCGCCCAGUAGUCCUGUACGGAGGAACAUCUGUGGGCCACCAGCUCCGACAGGUUCAACAGGGCUGUCACAUCCUGGUGGGCACACCUGGCAGGCUUCUAGAUGUAUUCAGCAAGGGGAAGGUUAGCCUUGAGAAGCUGAAGUACCUCAUUUUGGAUGAGGCUGACCGCAUGUUGGACAUGGGCUUUGGGCCCGACAUAAGACGUAUCAUCGAGGAGUUCCGAACGCCAGACAAGACCCAGAGGCAGACCCUUAUGUUCAGUGCAACAUUCCCACAAGAAAUCCAGCGACUAGCAGCCGAAUACCUGAACGAUUACCUGUUCUUGACAAUUGGAAAUGUCGGUGGGGCAAACACAGAUGUCUCUCAACAUGUGUAUGAAGUGGACAGAUUAGGGAAGAGAGAAAAAUUGGUAGAGAUUCUCACUGAUGCUGGAAAGGACAAAGUGCUUGUGUUUGUUGAGCAGAAGAGAAACGCCGACUUCCUGGCUUCGUAUCUGUCCCAGACUGGCUUCCCCACAACCAGUAUACACGGAGACCGAUUGCAAAUGGAGCGAGAGGAAGCACUGCUUGACUUUAAGACAGGAAAGUGCUCAAUCCUCAUUGCCACGUCAGUAGCAGCUCGGGGACUUGAUAUUCCAAUGGUGAAACAAGUCAUCAACUAUGACCUGCCAUCUGCAAUAGAAGAAUACGUCCAUAGGAUUGGUAGAACUGGGCGCUGUGGUAACCUUGGUUCAGCCACGUCAUUCUACAACAACGAGUCAGACUCUGGUAUGGCCAAGGCUUUGGUCAAAAUAUUUGCACAGGCUGGUCAGGUGGUGCCAGAAUGGCUGGAGAACUAUGCUAAGGGCGCCAUCAGUACGGCCGGCUACGUACCUAUGGGUGGCAAGUUUGGAGGCAAAGACAUCCGUAGGGAUGUCCCAAGGACCCGCCACGAAGGUGAAGCACAGUCAACUGGAGGCAGUUUCGGGGGUGGAUUUAACACAGGAAUGGGCGGCGGUGGUAGCUCUGCCUUUGGUGGUGCAGAAGAAGAGGAAAGCUGGGAUUAAUGCAAGAAUUUCCCAGGAUACAAUGGAGGUUCACAGAUGUCUAAGCAAACCUUCCAGAGGCGCAUUGUGACUGUAUGAACAUUUUUUGUUAAAGGAGCCCUUAGUUGGUGAGAAUGAGAAGAUAGCUUGUUGGAUAGGGUUACUUGAGAUGAAAUUUGUUGAUGACUAGCGCCAUACUAGGGAUUGAAGCCCUUAGAUCUGUAAAUAUGUUCUUGUUUUGAUGUUGUUAUUGUUAACUGGUCACUUUUGACCACCCGUUUAUGUUUGCAAUCUUUUGAAUAGAUAGUGCUAAUUAUGUUAAUGAAACUACUGCAAGGACACCCAAGGAUCAUUUGCGUGUAAACUGUUGCCAUAAAGCUCUAAAAAAGUGAUGAUUAAUCUGUGCCUGAACAGUGAAUUGUGUGAACAAAAAUGUUGCUAAGCAUAAUAAAAAUAUUUGUUUGAGUGCCAAGUGUGUUCCCCUUCAAGAACAAGUGAAGUGCAUUUUGUUAAUGAGAUCAAUGCAAAAGACAGAACUUACAAAAACCCCAGAGGUUAUGGCUUCUUUCAGAGAGCUACAGGAAAUGUUGGACUUGUGUUUCAUUCUUCAGAUUAAGUAGUGUAAAAGGGCAACUUGCAGUGAGCAGUGAAACAAUUAAAAUGAUCAGAGUGUAAUACCAAGGAAGAAAGAGACUUCAACAAAAAUGUAAAUGAAAACUUAGGUGUUGGUAGCCAAGAUGGUCUUGGACACAAAUCCUACAGCAGUAAUCAGUAAAUACUGGGCUAUUGAAAUCACACGAAUAGGAUUUGAUGUAGGUUCAAGGCUGUCCAAAUGUUUAUGCAUAUCUGUCAGGGUGGGGAGGACGGCAUACUGUGUAGCAUUGGAAAUAUACUUCUGGAACAUUAAGUUUCUGGAAAUUGGGAAACGGGUACUAAAAGUAAAAAGAUAAAUACUCAAAAUUAUAGGUUUGUUGUUAGUUGAAGCUUGCCAAAAGGGACCAAUGGGUAAUUUUGUUGUGUUUUCUUCUCAUCAUUUCAUACAAAAAAUAAUCACUGAUAUUUGAUUAUUAGUCAAAAUUGAUCUCAUCCAUUCUAGCAGUAUUACUUCAGUAAUUGUACAUGUAAAUCUGAUGUGUUUAGCAGUUGGAAUCAAAGGUUCUUCAUAACAUAAGUAUGGUAAUGAUGAAGCAGGAUUUAUGUUGAUAAACACAUUUUUCUUUCCUGGCUUGUGAAAAAAACAAUUUGGGAUUUAUGACACUUCUCUUUGUGGAACACCAGAUUUCAAGGGCAAAAUACCUGGCCGUUUUUUAUGCAGUUUUUUUGUUGCCAAAACGUCCAUGGAACGGGUCAAAUGUGGCAUAAAUUAUGGAAGAGAAUAUUCCAGUAGUGGUUGAGCUGACGUGCAGGGUUUAGCUAUCCAUGUUGACAAGUGUAGGAAAAAUUGGUAAAACUAAAGGAAUUGAAUAUCUCAAGAUGAUCGAUUCUUAAAUUAGCUUUGCUGAUUUUUGUUUUGUUUGAGACAUAAUGGGCAAUGGAUGUCCACCUCUAGCUAGAUAGAUGUAUGUUGUGUUAGCAUGGUAGGGUUAAGCAUCUGUGAUCAGUUUUACCACUAGUCUUUCAUCCUCAUCUAUAUCUGUGAUAAUGGACCACCAAAAGCUGUUCAGGAUUGUGCCAAAGAUUAUCCAGGGAUAGUACUUGUGUUUGUUUUAUCAUUUCUUGUGAUGUUUUUUUUACUUUGCACUUAGUUUGUUUAUGAUUUUUUUUAACAAAUUUUAUAUUUAAAUCUCGUCACAAAAUGGUAAAACAGACUGGAGUACUGAAAACUGCCAUCUCCUAUUGUUUUCUGUUGUUUUAUAUAUGAAUACGUUUUUAUUUUGUGGAUUGUUUUACACUUAUGAUACCCAAACAGGUAUUUUGAUGAUU
Molecule: messenger RNA, 4305 nt
Organism: Mya arenaria
Lineage: Eukaryota; Metazoa; Mollusca; Bivalvia; Myida; Myidae
Product: ATP-dependent RNA helicase DDX4-like
Exons: 16
Coding region: 79-2403 (774 amino acids)
Biological process (GO): cell differentiation; gamete generation
Cellular component (GO): P granule; nucleus
Molecular function (GO): RNA helicase activity; ATP binding; RNA binding
Source: RefSeq, a predicted model, not a curated record